GGCUCCCCUGGCGCCUUGUGAGGCCGCGGUGUGGCAGGGCGGCUAGUUCAAGUUGCCAUAGCGGCCGAGGAGGCGGCAGGAGCAGGGCGGUUGGGAGAAAGGGAGAACCUUUCUGAUACAAAUGGCAGAAUCCUCCAGUGACUCUGACCAUGUACGCCAUAGAAUUGGGAGACGGGGUCCUGUGAGAGCAACUAGAACCCGAAAUCAUGGUGUUGAAGAUGUCACAGAGAAGAUCCAUACUUUAGCAAGCACUUUACAGGAUACCAAUCGGAACCUGAGAAAUGUGGACCAGAUGUUAGGCCAGUAUCGAGAAUACAACAAUGAACAAGCAGAAGCAAUUGCAAAUCUUAAAGAAACACUGGAACAAUCCAUAGGCCAAUUAAGGAGCCAACGCUUACUGAGAAAUUCAGGAGAAAGAAGUGCUUCUCUUUCAAGCUUAUAUGCAAGUGAUCUGGAUAGUGGAGCCCCAGAAGGUCGUCACUUUCAACCUACCUCUCCCCUCAAGGAUUAUGGUGAAACAGUAGGUGCUAGACGCUACCGGUCUAGAUCAGCUGUCCAAUUUGUUGACCGGGGAGAUAACGGGAACCAGUUGCACUCUUUACACCAGUCACUUAGAGACCUCAGCAGUGAACAAGUUCGUUUAGAAGAUGAUCUCAGCAGAGAGCUCUCAAGAAGAAAUCGCACUGAUGCAGAAACAAAACGAAGGUUAGAAGACUUAUGUGACAGACUCAAUGAAUCUCAAACACAGGAAACAGUGUCAGAACGGGUAGAGAGAAGACUUCAGAAGAUAGGACAAGAAAUUCGCUCAGAAAGGCAGCUGGUAGAAAGACGCCAGGAUCAACUGGGACACAUGUCUGUGCAUCUCCAGGAGGCUUUAAAGCAACAAGAUGCUAAAUCUAAUGAAGCAGAAGUGGCCUUAAAAAGUAAAAUCUUUAAAAUGGAAGGUGAAAAAAGCAAACUUGAACAGGAUUUGGAGCGUUCCCGGAGGAAACUGGAUCAGUCGGAAAACAGCCGAGAAGUUCUUCUCCACCAGAUUGAGGAUCUCCGUUCCCAACUCCUUAGAGCAGAAGAGGAACGUCUGAAUCUUCAGCAUCAAAUUUCUCAGGUUGCCAUACAUCAGAACCAUCCGGAUGAACAGGAAAAUGACAGGAGGAAGCGAAGAGAGGCUGAAAGGUCUGACCCAGAGAAAAAAGUGCUGGAGAAGGAAAUCUGGGAACUGAGAGCAAAGCUAAAUCAUAGUGCUGUGAUGUCAGAAAUAGAAGAGUUAAAGCGAUGCAUGGAGCGCAAGGACAAAGAGAGAGCACAGCUUGGAAUGCAAAUGGAGGUUUUAACCUCAGACUUGGAAAAACGGGAGAGCCAACAGCAAAAGAUGCUGAGUCAGCUGAAAGAGAUACAGAGUAACUACAAGGUCUGUGAGAACGAACGAAGAGCAGCAGAAGUUCAGGUUACAGAACUGUCUCAGCAUUUGGAAGAGUCAACUAAGGAAGCAGAGAGGUACCUAGCUGAAUUCAGACAAUCUGAAGUGCUCAGGCUAGCAAAUGAAAAGAAGAAGGAGGAGUUAAAACUGAAAGCUCAGGAAUCUAUUAGACAUUGGAAGCUAAGAUGUAAGAAACUGGAACAUGAACUAGAAAAGCAGACUGAACUUCACAGCCAGUUGAUGGAGAAGAACAAUUUGGCCCUUAAAGAAAAGGAUGACUUGAAGAGUCAGCUUCUUUCUACCAUGCACCAAAUGGAAAGCCUUCAGAAGGAAUUGACUGAUGUUCUUGAGAAGAGAGCCAAACAAGAGGAGGAGUUGCAUUGUAGAGAAGUAAAGCUCAAUGAAUCUAGAUCACAACAGAUAGCUCUUGAACAAGAGAUUAGAGAUAUCAGAGAAACUGCAGAUAAAUUGAACAGUGAGUUGCAAAAGCAGAGCCUAACACAGAGCCAGAUACAAACAGAUAAACAACACUUAGAGGAGGAGCUUGCAACUAUUAACAUGAUCCAUGAAAAAGAACAAGCAAGACUGUUAGAGAUGCAAGCAGUUAUAAAAAACCUGAGUGGAAUUCGGGCUGAGUUAACCAGCCGAGUAGCAGAAGAGGAGAAAUCAAAGAAGGAGAUGCACAAGACCCUGACAGAACUCCAGAAGCAACAGGAAUCUAGUCAAGAGGAGAUGGCUGCUGUCACUAAGCAGCUGAAGUUGGAGAGAGAUGUCCACCAACAUGAACUGGCAGAACUUCAGUCAGAGUUGCAGCGGGUGAAAACAAAUCAUGACCAGCGUGUCCAAGAGAUGAUGGAGUUGUUCAGUCAAGAAAAGGAGGAAGCAGCUAGUCACAUUGGAAUGUUGAAGGCAGAACUUGUAGAAGAAAGAAAUUUAGUAAAAGCUCAUCGUCGACAGGUGGAAAAAAUGAAGAUUGAAUGUGAUAAGCUGACAGAAGAGCUAACCCAGAAAGAAGAAGAAAAUGUAAAAUGUAGGCGAAAAUACCAGCUAAUGAAACAGGAACUGGAUGAAAGGCAUAAAAGGCUAAAUAGUGAAGAUGAUCACCUCAGAAGGGUAGAGGAAGACAGAUUACAGCUUCAUGAUCAACUACGAAGUCUUCAAAAUGAAAAAGAAUCCAUCCUCUCUAUGAUAGGAAGCGAAAUUGAUGCAGCUUGUGAAGUCCUUUCUCGGGAUUCGGUGGAGAAAUACACAGCAAUUUCACUUACGCCUGGGGUACAGAAUGACCCUCAUCGCUGGUUAGCAGAAACAAAGACUAAACUCCGAUGGUUAUGUGAAGAAGUGAAGGAGAGAGAGAGCAAGGAAAAGAAGCUUCGGCAUCAAUUGCUUCAGAGCCGAGAGCAGUUGAAACAACUGACCUUGAGCAAAGAGAUGGAACACCAAAAUCUCAUUGGACAAAUAGAAAAGCAGGAACAACUCCUCAAAGAAGUUUACCAAGAGAAGAAAGAUCUACUGGAGAAGAGUCUCAGGAAAGAGGAAGAAAUAGGUGAUCUGCAGGAACGAAUAACAGCAUUGGAAACAAGUACUCGAGUGGCCUUGGAUCAUCUGGAGUCUGUUCCUGAGAAACUGAACUUUUUGGAAGAUUCCAGAGAUUUGGGAGAUUCUCACAAUCAGACAGAAAUUGUUGCAGAAAGAUGCAGUAAAUACAAGGAAAUUAUGGGCUCCUUACAGCAGCAUCUGGAAGAGUCAAAGCGCAGACUUGAAGACUUCAGGGAUAAGAAAACUGGAGCUGAUAUAUCUGCUAUACAGAGUGCAUCUUGCAACUGGCGAACCAACACCAGCUUUAUGUCCAGCUCUUUGCUUUCCAAUUCAGGAUCAUUUACCAAAAGUACCAUUCCUUUGGAUUUAAAUACUCCUAGAAAAGGUGCCACCAGCCUGACUGUCAAUGGGGUGAAGCUACGGACAGAAAAGGAGAAGAACUAGAGAAAAAAAGAAGGACUAGAGAAAAAGAGCAGUACCAAAGCAACAAGAAAUAUGCAAUUCCAACAUAGGAAAUUCAGCUCUGCACAUUUUUAAUUUUUUUAUUGUUUAGGUUCUGGCUGCUGUUAAGAACAGCUGUAUUUACAAAAGCAGUGCAUUCCAUAGUUCAGCACACACCAACUAUUGACUGAAAACAGCAUUUUGAUUGUAUAUCUUAGGGCCAAACCAGACUGCUGAAAUAAUCCAGUUUGAGAGCACUUCAACUACCCUGACUCAAUGCUAGGGAAUUCUGGGAACUGUAGUUUUGUGAGACAUUUAGCCUUCUCUGUUAGAGAACUCUGGUGCCCAACAAACUACAGUUCCAAAAUUUCCCUAGCACUAAACCAGGGCAGUUAAAGUUGUCUCAAGAUGGAUUAUUUCUGCAGUCUGGCCCUAAAUUAAGCUUUGAAGAUGCACCAUAUACUCUAAAAUGCCAAAGCAUCUUUUACUGUACUGUGAAGCACUGUGCCCUUUUGCUUUUUCUUCUCAGUCCUCAACUUCUUAUGCCACUUAUAUAUUUCUUUUAUUGAUCAAUAUCUCUUGCCUCUUAUUCUCUCUCUCUCUCUCUCUACAUAUAUACAUAUAUUUAAAUUCAAAGUCAAAUGAAAUUUGACUUAACUUCUUAAGAAUCAGGAAAUAAUUAACAAAUGUCUUUGUGUGUAAAUAAGAUAUUUUAUAAUUGAGAUCAGCAUGCAUAAAUAGCAUUUUACAACAAAAGGGGCCUCAAAAGUAUUAUGCAAUGAUUACAUUACAGUGAUUAAUAAUAGAAACGGUUUAUAUCUAAAACAAUGACCUGAAUUUCCUUCAGUAUGAGGAAAGUUGAGAUUACAUUCCAUACUUCAUUCUGUUUGGGUCUGCUCUGUUUGUUGAUCCAAGCUCAGCAAAGAACACAAUCCAGAUUUCUCCAAAACUGGAAGACGUUCAGCUAACUGCUUGUUAUGAACAACAUUUGUAAUAAAGCAUUAGGAUAAUUUUGUUCCUGCACAAUAAAACAUCCCAAUAAUGUAAUGAAAUAGUUCUGUUCUUGCUUGGUAGAAGGGAAAGAAAGUCACCAUAUAUAUUUUUUAAAAUGAAGCCUCAUACAGAUACCUGUUGAGCAGCUUGAGACCAUUUAGGAGGUGAAGUGAGCUUAAGUGAAUACCUGUCCCUUUAACAAAAUUCAGUUUCUAAUGAUCACAGCAUUUCAGUGCUUGCUUUAUUAAGUUUACUGAUUCACUUAAACUUGAAGUGCUCAUGUGAAUAUACCAUAUUCUAGUGAGAUAUGAUGGUCUCCAUUGAUUAAAUCAGCCACUCCCUUUCUUGAUGUUCCUAAUAAACCCCUGAAGCAGCUGCUUCUUCACCUUCACCUGGCCUAAUUGUUAGUGGUUUAUUACAAAUAUCUUGGUUCAGAUCAGUAAAGUGCAUUUGAUUUUAAUUUUCCAUGCUAGGCCAGUACAGUAGCCAAUCUAGAGGUUGUUCUGGUAAAAUGGAUGGUAUUACAACGUCUCAGUAAUAUCAGCCUUUUAAUUAGCUAACAGUUCACUCUGGAAAGACUGGUUAUUUUAGAAGUAGCAUUAAUAAUGAUGUCCAUUUAAAACUGCUAGCAAUAUUUGGAAGAUGGUAUGCCAAACAAGAAGUGAGAUUUACUUUCGAACUGUUAACCCUUCUACCCGAUGAUACAAAUGGUACAUGAACAGCUGCAUAAUGACUGCUGGUGAAAGAAAGGAUUUGCACUCACCUUUCUCUGUAACUGAGUUGAACUGCGAGGAAGGAAGAGAAAAGAGGCUGUGUAUCAAUACUGUGCUUGGUGUGAUGGAGGCUUCUUUUGAGUGAUUUUCUUUCUCAUAAACAGCUUACUGGCUCUAUUUUUGCUGUGAUAACAUUCCCAUUACAUGUACUUUGUAAAGGAGAGAGUCAUAGUUACUGCAAUGGGCUCUGGGACUUUUCACUGAGUUAUAUAUAAAAUCCCUUUCAAAAAGUAACUUUCAAGCUCUGAUGCAAUCCUAUUGACAGCAAAGAAGCUUUUGGUAGCUUUGAAAGGACAUAAGCAGUGUUAAUUGGCCUAUGGGCAGGUACCCACAAAUGUAAAUAAAUCUGGUUAGUCUUUAAGAAA
Messenger RNA from Sceloporus undulatus (fence lizard), 5525 nucleotides. It is a transcript of the gene CEP128, whose product is annotated as centrosomal protein 128. Bases 122 to 3397 code for a protein of 1091 amino acids. The record is from RefSeq and is a predicted model, not a curated record. NCBI's taxonomy places the organism in Eukaryota, Metazoa, Chordata, Lepidosauria, Squamata, Phrynosomatidae. The transcript is spliced from 24 exons.